Gadus macrocephalus (Pacific cod) is the source of this 1857-nucleotide messenger RNA. RefSeq names its product reticulophagy regulator family member 3 (gene retreg3). The transcript is spliced from 9 exons. NCBI's taxonomy places the organism in Eukaryota, Metazoa, Chordata, Actinopteri, Gadiformes, Gadidae. The record is from RefSeq and is a predicted model, not a curated record. The coding region runs from base 363 to 1826 and encodes 487 amino acids. Gene Ontology annotation, biological process: reticulophagy.
UCCAUGAUGCUGGGCAAAAAAAGAAAAACAGGUUACGCCAUUUAACAAUAUUGAACUCAGAGGUAGUUGCGCUAUAUUUUGUACAAAAUGUCAGAUAGUACGUGGCGUGUACUCUUGUAAUAUAGUGAUGAUAUUUCUACGUAUGACUUAACCAACGGGCCUAUAGUUAUGCAUACAGUGAAUUCAAUGCGUUGGCUGGUCUCAUGAGCUCGCAAACGUCUCCACAUCUUUGCUAACUUUAGCCGAUCUUUUCAGCUAGGUUAGCUCAGCUGUUCCGAGUUGCUGUGCGGCCGCCGAGCGGGUACCUGCUGUGUACACUACAAGAUUGUUUCAGGAUCAUUGGACUAAUAUACUUGACAAAGAUGGCUAACAUUGGGGCAGUGGUAGACGCAACCAACGACGAUGUUGUCGACAAACAGGGUUCAGGGGUUAACCUGCGUUCUCGACCGCACUCCAUCGAGAAGGAUAGCCAGGUGCGGGCUGUCAAAGUCUCUCUCCAGAGGGCAUUGGGAACGUAUGAGCCUGUUUUGACCUAUCUACAGUCGGUCUUAAUCUGGGAAAGACCUUUCCAGUGUGUGCUUGUAUACACGGUGGUCAACGUGGUGUUCUGGUUCUUUGCCCUGACCUCCUUGCGUCUGCUUUUCCUGCUGGCUUCUGGCACGGCAGUGUUUGUCUGCCUGGAUACCUGGAAGAACAAAAUAUGGCCGUUGAUCAAAGUGAGAAAAAUGGAUGAGAUGGAAAAUGAAAGCUGGGGCCUGGUGCAGCCUGGGCUUCUGAGUGUGCCUGAACUGUGCCACCACAUCGCAGAGGCCUGGGUCAGUGGAGCAGCCUGCACAGCCAGCAUGGCCCAGUACAAACUUCUCAAUCCUGGCAAGUUUUGCCUGCUGACCUGCACAGUGCUGGGCCUAGUGGCAAUGGUGGGUCGCUACAUUCCUGGACUGGUUCUGGCCUACUCUGCUGUGAUGGGUGUUCUCCUCGCUCCCCUGGCCGCCUAUCACAGGCUUCUGCAGCAUGUGAGCGUGAGGCUAGAGCCAGUCCUGCAGCGGCUGGACUUCAGCGUCCGUGGAUACAUGAUGUCUAAGCCUAUUGAUAAUCAGUUCCUGAGAAGGUCUAUCCGCGGUGCGGCCUCAGGAGAUGCCAGUGACAGCGAGGAAGAGCUGGCUGCUUUCUGUCCAUCGUUUGAUGAUGCUGUUGUGGCCAGGGAGCUUGCGCUGACGGACUCUGAACACUCUGACGCUGAGGUGUCCUACACAGACAAUGGAACGUUCAAUCUAUCUCGGGGCCAGACUCCACUCACAGAGGGCUCUGAAGAUUUCGACCGCCACAGCGACGCAGAGGAAUCGUUUGCUCAGGACCUCCAGGACUUCCCCACCUUCAACCCGGACGCCACCCUGCUGGACGACGACGACGACACGAGCAUCGGCCUGCCCAGCUUGGGCCUCUCCGAGCUGGCCAGCCACCGGGCCUCCCUGCCGGACAUUGACUCGGACCAGGAGGACCUGGAGCUCUGUGCCGCCAACUUCAGGGACGAACUCGCCGGAGCGUUCGCCAGCAACAUGAUCCAGGCGGCGCUGGCUGGAGCCCUGCAGCCCCGGUCCCACGCUGGCCAGCGAGCCCGGGAAGGGCCGCCCCGGGCCAGGGCCCAGCGGAGCUACCGCAAGCAGUCGAGCUCGGAGCUGGACACGGACUGGGACGGGGAAGACUUUGAGAUGCUGGAUCAGUCCGAACUGAACCAGAUGGAUCCGGUGUCCGGAACCGGAAGUAGGCGGGGAGAUCCCGGCCAGGUUUCCAACUACUUGUCCAAUCUGCUGGGAAAACCACAGUAGUGUGUGUGUUUGUGUGUGUGUGGGGGGGGGG